GGAGGAAGAAGAACAAGUACCAUGGAAGACGUAGGAGGAGUCAGAAGAAGCAGAUGGAGGCUGACAGGGAAGUUCUCCUGAAGCUGGGGAGGCUGGCGUUGGAACAUCUGGAGAAAGGAAACAUCAUGUUCUACCAAGAAGACCUGCAGCAGUGUGGUCUGGAUGUCACAGAGGCCUCGGUGUACUCAGGAGUUUGUACAGAGAUCUUCAAGAGAGAGAGCGUGAUCUUCCAGAAAUCAGUCUACUGCUUUGUUCAUCUGAGCAUUCAGGAGUUUCUGGCUGCAGUCUACAUGUUCCACUGCUUCACCAGCAGGAACACACAGGUGGUGGAGAACUUCCUUGGAAAACAAUACAGUGAAACAUCUCUGGAUGAGUUCCUGAAGAGCAUCAUGGGUAAAUCCCUCAGAAAAAAACAUGGCCAGUUGGACCUGUUUGCUCGCUUCCUUCAUGGCCUCUCUGUGGAGUCCAACCAGAGACUCUUAGGAGGCCUGCUGGGUCAGACAGAGAACAGUCCAGGAACCAUCCAGAGAGUCAUCACCAACCUGAAGGAGAUGAAAAUUGAUUAUAUCACUUAUAAAAUCUCUCCUGACAGAAGCAUCAACAUCUUCCACUGUCUGAUGGAGAUGAAGGACCUCUCAGUUUAUCAGGAGAUCCAACAGUUCCUGAAAUCAGAGAACAGAUCAGAGAAGCUCUCUUUGAUCCAGUGUUCAGCUCUGGCCUACAUGCUGCAGAUGUCAGAGGAGGUUCUGGAUGAGUUGGACCUGGAGAAGUACAACACAUCAGAAUCAGGACGACAGAGUCUGGUUCCAGCUGUGAGGAACUGCAGAAAGGCUCGACUAUUGGGCUGUGAGCUCUCAUGGACUGAAUGUGAAGUUGUGGCCUCAGCUCUGAAGUCCAACCUCUUCCUGACUGACCUGGAAAUAGAUAAGAUCGAUGUACGGACAAUCAUUGGAGACUCUGACAUGAAGAGUCUCUGUGAGAUCCUGGAGACUCCAUUCUGUAAAGUAAAGAAGCUGGCAUUGCAGAGCUUCAAUUUGUCAGAGAUCAGCUGGGCGUCUCUGUUCUCUGCGCUGAAGUCCAACCCGUCCCAUCUGACAGAACUAGACCUGAGUGGAAACGUCCUGAAAGAUGCUGGAGUGAAGGAGCUCUGUGGUUUCCUCCAGAAUCCCCUCUGCAAACUACAGACAUUGAGGUGUGUGGGCUCCGCCCACCAGUCAACCCAGAACACCUGUGGAAAGAGUCUGAGGCAGCAGAGCUGGCAGCAAGCUACACGGCCCUGCUGGCUGAGUCCUGACACCACCCCCUCAAGGGUCGCCACCUGGCGACCCGGAGGAAGACGUGGAGGGACGAGAGGCGAGGAAAUCCUCAACGAGGGAUCGAUCCGGGAUCGCAGAGCCAGGAAGCCAAGACCGCUCCUCCGGACCACGACCAACCCAAUCCACGAGGUAUUGGAAACCUCUACCUCGUGGACGGGAGGCCACGAUCCGGAGGAUCUGCCGACCAUGAUGGUCCUGGGAGGGUGGAGGGGGUUCGGCCGGAGGGCACAAUGGGCUGGAGGUGACUGGCUUGAUCUGGGAGACGUGGAACAUGGGAUGGACACGGGAGUGGGACGGGAGACGGAGACGGACGGUGGUAGGGCUGAUGACGGAGGUGAUCUCAUAGGGUCCAGAGAAACGGGGUGA
Molecule: messenger RNA, 1682 nt
Organism: Fundulus heteroclitus (mummichog)
Lineage: Eukaryota; Metazoa; Chordata; Actinopteri; Cyprinodontiformes; Fundulidae
Product: protein NLRC3-like
Exons: 4
Coding region: 54-1682 (542 amino acids)
Molecular function (GO): protein binding
Source: RefSeq, a predicted model, not a curated record